Molecule: messenger RNA, 2329 nt
Organism: Cuculus canorus (common cuckoo)
Lineage: Eukaryota; Metazoa; Chordata; Aves; Cuculiformes; Cuculidae
Product: tetraspanin-18-like
Exons: 8
Coding region: 51-953 (300 amino acids)
Cellular component (GO): membrane
Source: RefSeq, a predicted model, not a curated record
GGGUUGGGAGGGAACACAAGGUUUGGGGGGGCAGUGAGUGAUGGUGAGGGAUGGGAGAUGCUCUGGGGACUCUGGGAGGCUGUGUCUUGGCUGGGACCAACCUCGUGUCCAUGCUGGAGCUGGGGCAUCCGGGACAGGUCUGGGCUGGCUGUGGCCAGGGCUCUGCUGUCCCCUCCACAGGGACGAACGCUGCUGUCCCCUGCCCUGGCGUCCCCAUGGGUGUCUUGAGCUGUAUGAAGUACCUGAUGUUCAUCUUCAACAUGCUGGUGUUUGCUGGGGGGACAUGCCUAGUGGGCGUGGGGAUCUGGGUGGCUGUGGACCCAUCUGGUUUCCAGGACAUCGUGGCUGCCAAGCCGGUGUUGAGUGCCAGUGCCUACCUCCUGCUGGCUGUGGGCAUUGCCUUGGCGCUGCUGGGCUUCCUGGGGUGCUGCGGGGCCCUGCGCCGGAGCCGGCCACUGCUGCUGGCGUUCUUCAUCCUGGUGAGCCUCGUCUUCGUCACGCAGCUCGUUGGGGCUGUUCUUUUCUUGGUGCACUGGAAACAGAUCCAGCCAGAGCUCUUCCUGUCUGAGCUGCGGAGGAACUACCAUGGGGACGAUGGUGCUGAGGUCUUCUCCACUGCCUGGAACACACUCAUGGUGACGUUCUCAUGUUGUGGCGUUUUAGGACCUGAAGACUUCGGGAAUGGCUCCCGCUUCCAGGAACUGCACCCAGGGACGCCCUGGCCACAGGCAUGCUGUGCCCGGGAUGGGCUCCUGCAGGUGGGCGAGCUGCUAGGCUGGGAGCAGUGCCGGGAGAGGACUCCUGGCUACAUCCAUGAGCAGGGCUGCUUCUCCACCUUCGGCAGAACCUUGCAGAAGUACAUCUCUGUCCCUGGGACUUGCAGCUUGGCCGUGCUGGGCAUUGAGAUCUUCGCCAUGUUCUUUGCCUUUUGCCUUUAUUACAACUUUGACUGAGCAGGAGGGAGCGUGGCAGAGUCUGCACCUACAGCCACAGGAGGAAGAGAAGCUCACAUACAAUUUCUGCCAUGAGAGGGUCAUCGGGGUUGGGCUCUGCCAUCAGCAGCUGUAUGGAGGUCAGCAGCGUGACGAUGUUCAGGCAAGGAGUCCACGCGCCCUUCAAGGAAAUCGGGGAGAGCAGCAGUGAAGCAGAAGAAAACCUGCCUAGAGAAACCUCAGGACUUAGAGCAACCAACCCACAAGCUGCCCCAGGAUUCACAGCACUUAAUCCCCCCGCAGAAAACACCAGAUCCCUUCUCAACACACCAGCUGCAGCCUUUCUGAGGAAGCCCAGAUGAUGCUAUUUCAGAUAAUUAGGACCAGUUUUCUGACUUUAGCUCAGUCUCAUCUAAAUAACUUCAUUUUCAGAAAGUUAACUGCAGGUUUUUCAGACAGUUUUUCUCUCUCGCAGCUAUCACACGGAGCACUGGGAUGCAGAAAGGCUAAUGCUUACACUUAUUCCUACAGUAACUCUUUCAGCCAUAAGUCAAAGAGGUGAAAAAGGUCACACGUGCAGGGAGGGGCAGACAGGAGAGGCGACCCCAAACUGACCAGCAGAGGAUUCCAUCCCAUACACUCACACUCAGUGUAAAACUGAGAGAUCACAAGGGUCUCAGUCUCUUCUUUGAUGGCUGAUGUCCAGUGAGGACCUUGUCUCUGUUUGCCCCCGAUCCCAGAUUCGUGCAUUCCUGAAUGCAGUUCCUGAGCUCAGCUCCCUCCCAGCCUCCAGCCUCCCUCAUAUCUGCUCUGCAGCAUCUGUGGGGACGCAGUCAUCAAGGGGUGGUGGUGCAAUCUUAUAUAUUUCUAUGUAUUUGAUUACUUUCUAAUUAUUCUCACCACCACCAUCUCCAUUAUUAUUAUUAUUAUUAUUAUUAUUAUUAUUAUUUCAUUAAAACUAGUUUUAGAUUCCAGCCUGCAAGUCUUUUCCUCUCAUUUCCAUUUCUCCUUUCCCUGAGGGUCAGAGGGAAGGGAAUUGGAAGCCCAACUGCUCGGUUUUAGCUGCUGAAAUUGGCUGGGCCAGAGCUAAACGGUGACACUGGCUGAAAACUGCAGGCUGUAUCCUAUGCACCCCCUCUGGGGCAGGUUGGGGUAGCCCCCUUUCACAGGGCCCCCUAAUGCCUUUGGACUCCAACCCUUAAAACCUUGGAAACUCAUAUGGAACAAAGCAGGUCGUGUUCUAGUCUCUAAACAAAGGAGAUACCGCUCAAAAACUUUACUCCCAUGCUCCCAUAUAAAUAAGUCAGCAGCAAAGAGACAUUCAAUAAGGCUUUUACAAGAAAAAGAUAAGGAGUUCAUUCUCCUCAGGCUCACUUAGCCAUGCCUGAGCAGUGCUG